Solanum stenotomum is the source of this 1293-nucleotide messenger RNA. RefSeq lists its product as uncharacterized. The transcript has 2 exons. NCBI's taxonomy places the organism in Eukaryota, Viridiplantae, Streptophyta, Magnoliopsida, Solanales, Solanaceae. Bases 1 to 1293 code for a protein of 430 amino acids. The record is from RefSeq and is a predicted model, not a curated record. Gene Ontology annotation, molecular function: zinc ion binding.
AUGAAGAAACUGCUUUGGUGGGCUGCUUGGAGUACUUAUGAGGAAGAUUUCAAGGAUCAGUUGAGUGCACUUGGUGCAUUGUCAAAAAGUGCUGCCAAGGAUUUGCUUAAGUAUCCACCACAGACAUGGUGCAUGGCAUAUUUGGAUACUAUAUGCAAAAAUCAAAUAGUGGAUAAUAAUUUCACAGAUUCUUUCAACUCUUGGAUCCUGGAAGCAAGAGGUAAGCCAAUCUUAAAAAUGCUUGAAGAUAUAAGAAUCAAGAUAAUGAACAGGUUAAGAGAGAAGGAAGAAGAUGCAAGCAAAUGGACUACUGAUUAUAGUCCUAAGUGCAUGAAAUUGUUCACUACAUAUAUGAGAAUAGCUCAAUUAUGUAGUGUCUAUUUUAAUGGUGAUCUUGGAUAUGAAGUGUCUGAGGGUGAAGAUAGGCACACAAUGAACUUGGUUGAGAAAAAAUGCACAUGUAGGUCAUGGCAGUUGACUGGCAUUCCAUGCCCUCAUGCCAUCAAAGCUAUGUUGUACCAGAAGAUAGAACCAAAUAAUGAAAUUAAUUGGUGGUACAGUAAGGAAGCUUAUUUGAUGACAUAUAGGGAAAAGUUGAUGCCUGUAAGAGGUGAACAAUUCUGGAAUGUAUUGCCAGAACAUGCAAUGGUUCCACCUGAUCUUGUGAAAACAGUGGGAAGACCAAAGACCAAAAGAACUAGGGAAAAAGAUGCAGCAAUUAAAAGAGCUGGAGAGUGGGCUCACUCAAGAAAAGGAACUAAAAUGACAUGUAGUAAGUGUGGUGAAACAACUCACAAUGCAGGAACAUACAAUUUUGUUGAAGGAGAACAAGGGGCAACAUUGAAGAGAAAAAGGGGCAGAACUGAGGAAGAGUCUGAAGAAGAAUCUGAAGAAGAGGUUGAAGAACCCCAUGGAGAAGAUUAUGAUGUUAAUAGCUCAGCCCCUAGACCAACACAAGAUGAAGAAUGCCAUUUCAUGUCCUCACUACAGUAUGAACCAUUUGGACAUGCUAGAGAGCCUGAAAGUGAUUCAGAUAUAAGGCCUCAAGUCAUAUCUGAAAAUAGUACAAAACUAAAAAUGAGGAUGAAUCAACAAAGAGCAACUGGAAAUAGAGUUAUAUCUUUUAGAGGUGAUCAUGCUGGAAUUAGUGAGCCUACAGAUUUACCUUACUCACCCACUAAUCUCACUUGGAAAGGAAAAGAAGUUGUCACUGGCAAUCAGUUGGAAAGAGAGAGACAGAAAAAGGUGGACAAGUUGAAGACAAGAAAAACUAAUGGGAAAUCCCAGAUUUGA